GGCUAUUUCCUUUUGCAGCGUUUCCCCCGUGGACGCCAGACAGAAGAAAAGCACAAAAUACAGACAUUUCUCGCAAUUAAGUCUUUCUUCUUCUUUUUCUUGUUUCUCGUAACCCUCAGAAAUUACCGAUCGCCACAUCAAUGGCGGUCAGGAGGCGCGAAGCUCCGAAGGCCGGCGGGGUUAACCCGAAUCCGAAUGCUAGCACGAAGGUGUGGCUCUUUUCUUUGCUGCUGACGCUUCAGUACGGUGCUCAGCCUCUCAUCUCCAAACGUUGUACCAGUCGAGAAGUUAUAGUGACUUCAUCUGUUCUGGCAUGUGAGGUGGUUAAGGUGAUCUCUGCUAUCAUGCUUUUAGCGAAAGAUGGAAGCUUGAGAAAGACAUUCAAAGACUGGACUUUGAUUGGCUCUUUAACUGCAUCAGGACUUCCGGCUGCCAUCUAUGCGCUGCAGAAUAGCUUGUUGCAGAUCUCAUAUAGAAAUCUUGAUUCACUCACAUUCUCAAUGUUGAACCAGACGAAACUCUUUUUCACAGCAUUGUUUACUUUUAUCAUAUUAAGGCAGAGGCAGUCAAUUCAACAGAUUGGGGCUUUGUUCUUGUUGAUAAUUGCUGCAAUCCUUCUUAGCAUUGGUGAAGGCUCAAGUAAAGCAUCUAGUUCACGUAAUCCAGAUGAAAUCUUAUUCUAUGGGAUUAUUCCGGUCCUGGUAGCUUCUGUACUUUCCGGUCUGGCCUCGGCUCUGUGUCAGUGGGCUUCUCAAGUCAAGAAACAUGCAUCUUACUUAAUGACUGUGGAGAUGUCUAUAAUUGGGAGCCUUUGCUUAGUGGCUAGCGCAUACAAGUCUCCAGAUGGUUCGGCUAUCAGACAACAUGGCUUCUUUUAUGGGUGGACUCCUUUGACUUGGAUUCCUGUUAUACUCAAUGCUGUUGGUGGAAUUCUUGUUGGUCUUGUGACAAGUUAUGCUGGUGGUGUCCGAAAGGGAUUUGUCAUUGUUUCUGCCCUUCUGGUCACUGCCCUUCUUCAAUACAUUUUCGAUGGAAAACCACCUUCACCGUACUGUCUUGUGGCUCUCCCGUUGGUUGUCACUAGCAUAUCGAUCUACCAAAAGUACCCAUACCGUGUCAGAAAGAAGGAAUUAUGAGUUAAAAAGACAAGCUAUAACAUUAAGGGGGGAAAGGUUGCUUUUAUACAUCAUUAGUUUGAAUUCAUGUGUAUCGAAACAUCAGAAGAGUGAGGAAAAUCGCUCGAAAUUUUUAAUGAGCCAACUUUUUCCUCUUAGGGCAAGGAUAUUGAACUAUUGAAGAGGGCAUGGCAUUCUGUUGCUUGCUUUCCUUCAUUUGUUCUUCCUCAUAGUAAAUGUUGUGACAUUGAUAUCUAAUCCAGCAUGAUACAUGCAUCAUAAUGUGCAAUUGGCUGACUCACCUUCAGUGUUUGUAUGUUGCUGGAAAUAAUAGAGAAUGAUGUGAGAUUUAUCAAUUUCUAUUUCGGAUGUA
This is a messenger RNA of Sesamum indicum (sesame), 1488 nucleotides long. RefSeq names its product Nucleotide-sugar transporter family protein. Gene Ontology annotation, biological process: pyrimidine nucleotide-sugar transmembrane transport. Gene Ontology annotation, cellular component: Golgi membrane. The record is from RefSeq and is a predicted model, not a curated record. NCBI's taxonomy places the organism in Eukaryota, Viridiplantae, Streptophyta, Magnoliopsida, Lamiales, Pedaliaceae. Gene Ontology annotation, molecular function: pyrimidine nucleotide-sugar transmembrane transporter activity.